AUGAUAACUCUUGCUCCCAAUAUCUACAUCCUGCAGUACCUGGAAGGCACUGCGCAGCUCACCCCAACCAUCCGACAGACUGCCACUGGUUACCUUCAGAGCGAUUUCCUCUGCUUUCAGAAUCAGGUCAUCACCAAUGCUCGGUCUUGCUUGAGGCUUGUCGUUGGGAACCUGGGAAACACUUACACGACGGCUCUGCUUGCCUACACCUUCAGUCUGGCUGGAGAGACCAGCACUCGAGCACAGCUUUUAACUGCCUUGAACAACGUUGCUAUUUCUGAAGGCAACAAGCUCCACUGGUCUCAGACGUCAUCUGGUGACACUCUGGCGGUGGAGAUCAGCUCGUAUGUGCUGCUAGCGGUUCUCUCUGUACAGCCUCUCACAACCACUGAUCUGAGCUAUGCUAACCGCAUUGUCAACUGGCUUGUGGCCCAGCAGAACCCUUAUGGAGGCUUUUCCUCCACCCAGGACACUGUGGUGGCUCUUCAUGCUCUGUCUCUGUUCGCCGCUAAAGUGUUCAGCCUGGAGGGCUCCAGCACUGUUACUUUACAGUCCUCUAUGGCAGGAGAGGUGUAUAACUUGAGCUGUCUACUACACCAGGUUGCGUGUUUCUACAACAUCCCGACACCCAUUAGAGUUUCCAGAACACUUGGUGUUGAAGUGAAGGUGGCAAGAGACUGCAGAGUGCGUGGAGAUGAUCUCCUGCUGAACAUUACUGUGACGUAA
This is a messenger RNA of Carassius auratus (goldfish), 726 nucleotides long. RefSeq names its product pregnancy zone protein-like. NCBI's taxonomy places the organism in Eukaryota, Metazoa, Chordata, Actinopteri, Cypriniformes, Cyprinidae. Bases 1 to 726 code for a protein of 241 amino acids. The record is from RefSeq and is a predicted model, not a curated record. The transcript has 6 exons.